AUUGGAUAUUUAUUUGACAUAUAAAAGGUAGUUGAGUUUUACGUCGCACAAAAAUGGCUCCGAAAUUAUAUAUGCAUCCCGCAAGUUACCCCGUUAGGGCUGUCCUGAUGGUUGCUAAAGCAUUGGACGUUAACUUGGAUCAUGUUGAGGUGGACUUGUUGAAUAUGGAGCAGUACAAACCUGAAUUUUUAAAGAUGAAUCCUUUGCACACUGUGCCAACCUUUGUUGAUGAAGAUGAUUUCGUUGUCUAUGACAGCAAUUCUAUUGCCAUGUAUUUGGUAGACAAAUACGGAAAGGAUGACAGCUUGUAUCCUAAGGAUUUAAAAAAAAGGACUGUUAUAAACCAAAGAUUGGUUUAUAAUGUGGGCACAUUGUUUCCAAGUGCAGUAGCAAUAUCUAGAGGCGUCAUUAUGGAGGGAAUGAAAGAAAUUCCUCCCGAAUACAUUGAAAGAGUUCACACUGCUCUUGGAUAUUUGGAGACGUUUUUAACAGAUUCAGAGUUUGUUGCCAAUAAUGAACUAUCUAUAGCUGAUAUCUGUAUUUUAUCGGCAGUUACAUCGAUACAAGAAUUUUGUGAAAUAUCUGCCGAAAAAUAUCCCAACAUUACUAAAUGGAUGAAACAUUUACAAGAGUUACCAUUUUAUUCUGAAAAUGUGGCUGGCUUGGAGAUAUUUAAAAAUCUGUUUCAUAACAAAUUGGCUGGAGAAAUAUAAUUGACUAACUGCACACUUUAUACAUUAUAUUAUUAUGCAAAUUUUAUAAUUAACACAAUACACUAUAUUCAGUACAAUA
Aethina tumida (small hive beetle) is the source of this 792-nucleotide messenger RNA. RefSeq names its product glutathione S-transferase 1-like. Gene Ontology annotation, molecular function: glutathione transferase activity. Gene Ontology annotation, biological process: glutathione metabolic process. Lineage: Eukaryota; Metazoa; Arthropoda; Insecta; Coleoptera; Nitidulidae. The transcript has 3 exons. The coding region runs from base 54 to 713 and encodes 219 amino acids. The record is from RefSeq and is a predicted model, not a curated record.